Molecule: messenger RNA, 2477 nt
Organism: Mizuhopecten yessoensis (Yesso scallop)
Lineage: Eukaryota; Metazoa; Mollusca; Bivalvia; Pectinida; Pectinidae
Product: protein arginine N-methyltransferase 5-like
Exons: 17
Coding region: 24-1922 (632 amino acids)
Biological process (GO): regulation of DNA-templated transcription; peptidyl-arginine N-methylation
Cellular component (GO): cytosol; nucleus
Source: RefSeq, a predicted model, not a curated record
CUUCCGGUGUAGAAGUACUUACCAUGCCGGUUCUUAGCAGGAUGACUGGUCGUUUGUCUUGCGGUAGAGAUUACCAUUGCUGUCCCGACAUUAAUACUACGUUAGACAACGUCUGUAAAUCGGGGUUUGAUUUUGUGUGCCUACCAAUUGUCAAUCCAAGAUACAAGAGGGAAUUUAUCUAUGGACCAGCCAAGGACAGGCCUGGGGCCAUGACUCGGUCAGAUCUAGUGUUGACUGGACAAGAUUGGAACACUCUCAUUGUCGGGAAGGUUUCACCGUGGAUUCAGCUGGAUUCAGAAGUAGGCACUAUCAGGAAGAACUCUGAACUGGCGUUCAAACAAGAGCUGGCCUAUGCCUCACAUCUGGGUCUGCCUGCCAUCCUCAUCUCCCUGCGCAACAAGAAUGUGAGCAAUGUGGCAAGGUGUCUGAACCAGCAACUCAUAUCCAGCUACUUCCAGCAGCAAUACUGGAUCCAUGUUCCUCUGAUGUCGGCCAAGGAUCAGGUGGACAACCUGAUUGAGGGUGAGGAGGGGACACCCGAGGAGCAGAUUGAGGAUACCUGGGAAUGGUGGCACACAUUCCGGACAGUGUGUGACGGUAACAAGAGGAUCAAGGUGGCCCUGGAGCUGUGUGCUGAUCUCCCUCCAGAUCACAUCCUUGACCGAUGGCUGGCUGAACCAAUCAAGUGUGUCCACAUCUCGACCAGUCUUUUUAUGACCAACAAGAAGGGUUAUCCAGUGCUGUCUAGGGCCCAUCAGCUAUUUCUCUAUAAGCUCUUCAGGUUGGAUGUCCAGUUAGUCCUUACCGGUGUGGAACGACACCAAGACAAAGGUGUCCAUGCCUACCAGCAAUAUCUUGACCACCUGUUCCAGACUCAGCCUCCCACUGAUCCAGUCACUCAGUUUGCUAAAGGAUAUGAAGAUUACCUGCAAUGUCCAUUACAGCCAUUGAUGGAUAACCUGGAGUCACAAACCUAUGAGAUUUUUGAGAAGGAUCCAGUGAAAUACUCGCAGUAUCAAAAGGCAAUUUAUUGUGCUUUACUGGAUAGGAUUCCUCCUGAGGAAAAAGAAACAAAGAGCGUAGUGCUGAUGGUAGUAGGGGCAGGCAGAGGACCACUCGUCAGAGCUGCACUGGCCGCGGCAUACCAGGCGGAACGUAAAAUACGCAAACUCUACGCUGUGGAAAAAAAUCCCAACGCUGUUGUUACUCUAGAGAACAUGAAAGACGAGAUGUGGGGCGACCAGGUGGAUGUGAUCUCAUGCGACAUGCGUCAGUGGCAGGCACCAGAAAAGGCAGACAUCCUGGUCAGUGAGCUACUUGGAUCCUUUGGAGACAAUGAGCUUUCACCUGAAUGUUUAGACGGGGCUCAGAGGUUCUUACAAGAUGAUGGAAUCAGCAUCCCCUGUGAAUAUCAGUCCUAUUUGGCACCCCUCCAAUCAGAGAAACUCCACAACGAGGUCAAAUCAUGCAAGGAAAAGGACAAGCCACUUGAGUAUAACUUUGAGAUGCCAUACGUGGUGCGCCUCCACAACUGCCAGCUGAUCGCUGAACCCAAGCCAGCCUUUCACUUUCAUCAUCCUAACCGUGAAAAGGUGAUAGACAACAGUCGGUAUGCCACUCUGGAGUUUGCUGUAGAGGAGAAUUCGGUGCUGCAUGGUCUUGCCGGCUACUUUGACACAAGACUCUACGGUGAUGUUAUGCUAAGUAUCCUUCCCUCUACACAUUCGACAGGGAUGUUCAGCUGGUUCCCGAUCUUGUUUCCAAUAAAGGUUCCGCAGUACCUAAAGAAAGGGGAAAAACUCUCUGUAGAAAUCUGGAGGUGUGUCAGUGCUAAGAACGUGUGGUAUGAAUGGCUGGUCACAAAACCCCGCGUGAUACCCAUCCAUAACCCUUCUGGACGCUCUUAUACCAUUGGACUGUAACACUGCUGAUUUACACUGCAAGGACUGUAGAGCUGACAAAUAUCAAAAGCCAAGAUCAACAAUAUCAGUUGUAUAAUAUCAGCUGUCUGGUAUUAUAGGGACAAACAGUUCCAACAAUGUAUAAUAUCAGCUGUCUGGUACUAUAGGGACAAACAGUUCCAACAAUAACGAUCAUUGCAUUCUUUAUGUUUUUGUUAAAAUCAAGGAAGUGGACAAUAUUUGAUGUUUUCAAUUUUAAUCAAGUUUACAGACUCACUUUUGUAUGGAUGAUGAACUGAUCCCAAAAAAGGAAUUUGAAAAGAUAUGACCUCUGCAGUAAACUAUGUCUUGUGCUGUCAUGAUGACUAAACGUGUAGGAUUGAAGCUUGUAUUAACAUGAAACAUUCUUGUUACUUUCUUAUGCAGUCCGCAGUUCAACAUUUUCAUUAAAGUUGCACAUUGUACAGUAUUUGAUAUAAGAAAAUGUAUGACUUUGUUUCAUAUACACAGUAGUAAACAUUAUACCUUAUUGUUAAGUAGGCAUGUUAUCAGAUCAGUAAAUUACAAUUGAUCUAA